This is a messenger RNA of Lotus japonicus, 438 nucleotides long. Its product is annotated as S-protein homolog 5-like. The coding region runs from base 1 to 438 and encodes 145 amino acids. Lineage: Eukaryota; Viridiplantae; Streptophyta; Magnoliopsida; Fabales; Fabaceae. The record is from RefSeq and is a predicted model, not a curated record. The transcript has a single exon.
AUGUUGAAGGUGUUGGUUACAAUAGUUUCUGUGUUGGUGAUCAUUUCAGCAUGCGUGUUGAUAGUACCCGUGCAAGGUCAAGAAGGUGGAGUUGAUCGUUGGUUCUGGAGGAAAACUGUGCGGAUUAUAAAUGAUUUGGGUGAUGAUUCUACUCAACUCUAUGUCCAUUGUCGUUCAAAGGAUGAUGAUAUUGGGGAACAUUAUCUUACCAAUGGACAAUUCAUAGAGUGGUCCUUCAACGUAAAUAUUUGGCGCACUACUCUGUUUUGGUGCAACUUUGCAUGGAACAGUGAGCAACAAAGUUUUGAUAUUUAUACUAGAAAAGAUUAUAAUACUUGUAAAGCGCAAUGCUGGCGAAGUAUUAGACCAGAUGGAGCUUACUUUUAUCAUGAGUACGGAUCUGCUAACCCCUACUGGUUGAAGAAACUCUCAUGGUGA